AUGCGCGCCACACGCGAGACCUACUUGGUGCACCUCUGCGCGCUCGCCCUUUUCGACCCCUGCCUGAGCCAACUCUUGCCCUCUGCCAGUAGCCGCCACAGCCGAGCCGACGAGUCAUCUCGCAAACUCGAAGACAGCUACCCCGAGGAGGUUCUACCAGAACUGUCCUUCCUGGAGCAGUUGAGCAACUUUUACGGACCGCAGCUCGUUUUCGGAAUCAAGUUUCAAGAGGAGCAGGAGCCAAGAUAUUUCGAGACUGUGGCAAACACCAGAGAAUGGCAACUCACUACUGCCCAUGCCAUCGUGAAAGUGAAUCUGACCGAACUAAGCGCCCAGAAACUUAAGACUGCAGCAACCAAACUGAUGAAUGUGGAAAUAAUUGACCUACUCUGGGCAUCUGAAGCGAGCGCAACCGUGGAAACACUACCGCUAAUGAAAGAAGUGAAGGUAAUCACGGUGACACCGGAAUGUGAAGCCUUCAGUUGGAAUCAAACGAGUGCCCUCGCAUUUGCAAAUAGCAUUAGAAGUAGAGUUGGGAAGCCUGUUGCGCUCUCACUCUCGGCUGCAAUGUGGAAGGCAACUCAGGACAAAGCUGGCGAAGAGGUGUGCAGUGACUGGACUGACUCAACAUCGGUGAUUAUGGGCUGCGUGAACCAAGGGAAACCCCUCGAGCGAUGCAGAGCGGGAAAAACGACCGUGGUCGAUAAUGUUACCAUCGUUACAAUGGUCAACUACGCGAGAUCAAAGGACCUGAAUGCCUUUUGCAUACGCAGCGCUCAGAUAAUCGAGCAAACACUCGCCCUCAAACUCCAGUUCCACCUGCUUAAUUUCACGCUGCCAAGUCGACAAGGUAUACCACUGAAGGAGACGCGGCAACGAAGCAUCCAAUUGGGACAGCCUGGCGCCCAUGAUUGGGCAUCAUGUGAAUCAGGCGAGAAAACAGUGCCGGUUGAUUCGAGCUCCGAGUCCGAGGUGGAACUAGUGGAAACGGAAGAUACCGUCGUGGCCACUGAACAUCACGUCAAGUCCGGCGUGGUGAAGAAAGCAUCAUCCAAACCUGCUGACUCGGCUAGCAGCUUACCUGUGUCCGCAUGGCGAGGGGGACCCUCGAGCAGUUCUGCAGCGGGAACAGAAGGAUCAAACGAGUCUCCCACAGAGAAAGCCCAAAACCCAAUCAAGAAAGCACCCGCUCCUAGCAGCGACAUGGUUUCUGCCCCCCUGACUGAUUAAGAAAGACCGCGUUACUGGGGUGAAUAUCCGCAUGACUGCAAAAGGUUAUUUACGCUACCAUGGGACAGCAGCCACGCGGUGUCUCCUCGCCCCAGUGAUUUU
This is a messenger RNA of Dermacentor silvarum, 1332 nucleotides long. RefSeq lists its product as uncharacterized. The transcript has 9 exons. The record is from RefSeq and is a predicted model, not a curated record. The coding region runs from base 1 to 1230 and encodes 409 amino acids. NCBI's taxonomy places the organism in Eukaryota, Metazoa, Arthropoda, Arachnida, Ixodida, Ixodidae.